Messenger RNA from Labrus bergylta (ballan wrasse), 3708 nucleotides. Its product is annotated as ankyrin repeat domain-containing protein 34A. The record is from RefSeq and is a predicted model, not a curated record. Gene Ontology annotation, molecular function: protein binding. NCBI's taxonomy places the organism in Eukaryota, Metazoa, Chordata, Actinopteri, Labriformes, Labridae.
GACGGUUCAGACUGAGGAGGAGGAGGAGGAGGAGUUUCGGUGCAGCUUCAUCAGUAAACAGUCAGUCAGCAGCGGUCGGUAACGCAUAAGGACGGUGACAUGAUGAAGAUGAUGAUGAUGACGCUGCUUCUUCAGCGCUGCGGUCAUGUGACUUCUCGUGGUGAACGGGCAGGCAGCGCUGAGCGAGCUUCUAACACACUGCAGGUCUGAGGCAAAGCAUCAUGGGAGAUGGAGGACCCCUGCAGACCGAGGGGAACGCCCUCCUCAAAGCCGUCUUCCAGGGGAAGCUAAGACUUACCCGCCUGCUGCUGGAGGGCGGGGCUUACAUCAACGAGGGCAACGAGCGCGGAGAGACUCCCAUCUCCGCCGCCUGCAUAGCGAGCUACGAUGACCCGCAGACCCGGCAGAGGAUGGUCAGGUACCUGCUGGAGAAAGGUGCCGACCCCAACAUCCCUGACAAGGGCGGAAGGACGGCGUUGAUGCAUGCCUGUGCGGAGCAGGCCGGGAAGGUGGUGGUCUCGCUGCUGUUAGAGAACGGAGCUGAUCCAAGCCUCAAAGACUACUCUGGAUCCUCUGCCCUCGUGCACGCCAUCAACAAAGGAGACCGGGACACUCUGCAGGUGCUGUUAGAUGCCUGCAAGGCCAAAGGCAAGGAGGUCAUCAUCAUCACCACCGACACGUCUCCUUCAGGCACCAAGAAGACCAAGCAGUACCUGAACUCCCCUCCCUCACCCGGCGUCGUGGACAAGCUGUCUCCGGCGUGCAUGUCUCCCUCUGAGGUCGAGAUCGGCACCUCGUCACCAGCAGGAGACACCGGCAGAGACCAGGAGGGGAUCUUCAGCUUUGCACUCACUUCAGCUUUACCUUUACCUUCAGCCCGACCUCCAGGAGAAAAGAGACCGCCACCUCGAAAGCUCCUGAAGAGGCUGAACUCAGAGCCGUGGGGCUUGGUGGCACCCUCGGUGCUGAGUGGCGUUCCUCAGGCUGAUGGAGGUCUGGAAGAGGAGGGCAGCAGCGAACUGAGCAGGACCAUCACUCAGAUGAAUGGCAUAUCCAUCACAGAACCGGUGAGACCUCUGUUAUCACGGCGGCACAGCAUCGAGACCCAUGACCCCUCUUCCCCCAAACUCAUGGACCGGUCCUGCUCCGAGGACUGCACAGCCAUCUCUGGAUCCUCCUGGGCGGACAAAGUCCAGCAGCACCAGAUCCUGUACCGCAGGAACACUGCUCCAGAGUCCCAGGAGAACAGCGGGGGACCUGGGGUGGUUGUGACCCGGGCCCUGGCUCACCCCAAACUGACCAGGAUGGAGCACUAUGAGUCAGAGACCCACCUGGCCCCAGAGUCCAUCCCCGGUUCCCCAGACUCUGGUCGAAUGUCCGUGGAGAGGAGGAGGUACAACGCCUCCCCCCUGUCCCUGGUCACCAGUUCGUCCAGAGAGUCCCUCGAGAACAUCCCAAACUCUGUGUCCCCCAUUACCAUGAGACGGCGUCCUCCGGGACUCCUGGAGCGCCGGGGCUCUGGGACCCUCCUGUUGGACCACAUCUCCCACACACGGCCCGGCUUCCUGCCGCCACUUAACAUCAACCCCCAGAGACCCAUCCCCGACAUCCGAGCCAAUGGCAGGCCCACCUCCCCCAUCCACACCGGACACAAGAUCCUGGUCCCUGUGGCCCCUACCUCGCCGAAACGAGGUCUGGACUUCAAGCUGAAGAAGAAGCUGAUGAGGAGGCAUUCGAUGCAGACUGAACAGAUGAAACAGCUCUCCACCUUCCAAGAGAUCCUGGCAGAGAAGGUCAUCGAGUCCAAUGGAGACUGAUGUCAGAGUGAACCAUGAUGGGUAACUGCAGAGACCUGUCAGGUGGCAGUGAAGCUUCAGAUUAUCAUUUCCUAAUAAAGACCAAAACCACAUUAUGGUCAUUAUGAAGGGCUGCACCAACAACUGAGCCAGUUUGAGUUUUUCAACAGAUUAAAGUUAAUCUGGAUUAAAGCUUCCUGGGUCCACAAACAGACCAUCAGGACUUCCUGUUUACAGUUAGAAAACAAAGAAACAGAAACUGUCUGUGGCUCAGCUUGCUAGCCCCUUAGAAAUGCUUGCAUUGAAGUGUCAGCUAGCACUGUUAUCCUCCUCACUUAUCAGGUGAUUAAUCAACACCUGAGCUGCAGGUUGAAACCAGAACAAACUGAGUUCAAAUAUUUUGAAACUGAACAAAUUCAUUAAACAUCAGCUCAGUUUUGAUCAACAGUUUAGCUUUACUCGCUAACAUUUAUGCUGCAUGUUUUAUUUACUCAGAAAAUAUCAAAAUAAAAGUUUGUUUCAGUUUGAGACAAAGUGUUCCCCUGCUGCUCGAGCUAACCAUGCUAACUGAACUUCCUGUCCAUUGAUUUAGGGUUAGGGGACAAUGAUAACAAAUGUUGAUUGAUAUCAUUCAUAGUUUCUGCUGUACAAACACCGAACUCUGAGUUCAACCAUUUUUAAAGAAACCACGUGACCUCAGUGAUGAGUCAUGAACAGGAAACAGAUUCCUGAAUGAUUGACGUGAGGAUGUUCACAUAUUUCACACUCAUCAGGAUACCAUUACAAUGGCCCAGAAUGGUUUAACUGGUUCAACUGAUUAGACUAUUUCGACUGGUUUAACUGGUUUGACUGGUAAGGCUUGUUAGACUGGUUAAACUGACAAGGCUGGUUAAACUAACUAGGCUUGUAAGACUGGUUAAACUGGAUGGACUGGUUGCACUGGUAAGGCUGGACUAAACUGGUUCAAAUAGUUAGGCUACUUAGACUGGUUAAACUGGUUAGGCUUCUUAAAUUGGUUAAACUGGUUAGGCUGGUUAGACUGGUUGGACUGGUUAAACUGGUAAGGUUGGUUAAACUGGCUAGGCUUGGAAGACUGGUUAAACUGGAUGGACUGGUUGCACUGGUAAGGCUGGACUAAACUGGUUCAAAUGGUUAGGCUACGUAGACUGGUUAAACUGGUUAAACUGGUUAAACUAGAUAAGCUGGUUGGACUGGUUAAACUGGUAAGGCUGGUUAGACUGGUUAAACUGGUUAGACUGGUACUCAGGUACAAACUCAUUAGCUCAGCUGAUUGUUUGUUUAUCAGAGGGAUGAACCUGAUUGGUCGGUUGGAUGGGAUCAAUCUGGGUUAUUAAAGUUUCAUCAUAAAGAAUCUUUUUCACAGAAUGGAUGAAUUCUUGUUCCUUCUGCUGCAGCUAUCCUGCUUCCUCUCAAGGUGCAUUCUGGGUAAAAUUAGUUCCAUAGAUCCUGAUGUAUUCUCCAAACCUUCCAUGAUUGGUUCAAACCUGAACAGAGAAUGUGGACAUGUUCGAUGUUUACAGACGCAAUAUUUGCACUGAGGUCGAGUUGAUGUGACGAAAAAAACAUGAACCUGCUGCUGAACUCUGACCAAUCAGAGGCCUGAAACUCACCAAGAGUCAUGGAUGAAGAGUCAUUAAUGAAGAGUCAUUUUUGCAGAGUCAUGUCUGAAGACUCAUUAAUGAAGAGUCAUUUCUGAAGAAUCGUUUAUUAAGUCAUUUCUGAAAGGUGUGACACUACCUGCUGCGCUGUAUAUUCUGUGGUUCAUAUAGUGCUUGAUAUUUCUGUAAUAUGAAAGUAAAUCUGUUUACACUGAUUUUCAAAUUAAAAGGCUUGUUUAUUUUUAGCACUGAAUGUUUAUGAAAUGAUCCAUUAAAUUCUGUUGAUGAACAAG